This is a messenger RNA of Microtus oregoni (creeping vole), 5907 nucleotides long. RefSeq names its product diacylglycerol kinase gamma (gene Dgkg). Gene Ontology annotation, biological process: lipid phosphorylation; diacylglycerol metabolic process; intracellular signal transduction. The record is from RefSeq and is a predicted model, not a curated record. Gene Ontology annotation, molecular function: calcium ion binding; ATP-dependent diacylglycerol kinase activity. Gene Ontology annotation, cellular component: plasma membrane. The coding region runs from base 653 to 3142 and encodes 829 amino acids. The transcript has 26 exons. NCBI's taxonomy places the organism in Eukaryota, Metazoa, Chordata, Mammalia, Rodentia, Cricetidae.
UGUUUAUGUGUGUGCACCCGUGUGUUUGUGGGGGACGCGUGUGUCUGCGCGCGCGGGUGUGUGGCGGGGGCGGGCUCUGCGCCCGGGGGGCAGGGCUCGCCGUGAGAGUGGCAGCUGGACUUGCGAUGCUGCGAGGGACAGGGUGCAGAGCCGCAGUGCCGUAGUGGGCAGCAGCGGCAGUCUGCCCUGCUAGCAGUCGAACCCCUAAACAGAGGCGAAAGACCCCGGUGCCGCCAACCCUGGAAGCCGCCUGAUGUCCCCGCCCCAGAGAGGCUGCACUGAGAGGACGCCCGGGCGCACGCUUUGGUCCCCUUGUCUCUCUCGGUUUCUCUUUCCUCCCAAGUAAGGGAAUACGCAGCUAGGAGGGAGCGCCCCCGGGAAGCGCGCACCCAAGUGUUGCAUGGUGAGGAAUUGCCAGGAUUCGGGAUUGGCCUGGGCUACAGCAUGACGAUGUUGCCCGAGGAGUAGCAGAAGUCUUUGUCAGCUGCCAAGAGCAAUCCACCACUGUCAUCAACACUUGAGUGCCCAGACGUCUUCGGAAGGCCUGAUCCACCGCCUAUCUGCAAUGAGCCAGGCCCUGAGGUGGGCCUCGGCUUCUCCCUGGUGAACAGAACUCCACCCGUGGCCUCAGGCAAUCACGCUCAGCUGAAAGAUGAGUGAAGGACGAUGGGUCUCUCUCUCCUCAGAAGAAUUUGACCAACUCCAGAAAUACGCUGAAUAUUCCUCCAAGAAAAUAAAAGAUGUGCUGACUGAAUUUAAUGAAGGUGGAAGCCUCAAGCAAUGCGACACACACAAGCCCAUUAGCUAUGAUGUCUUCAAGCUGUUCAUGAGGGCAUACCUGGAGGUGGACCUUCCUCUGCCACUGAGCACACACCUCUUCCUGGCCUUCAGCCAGAAGCCCAGACAGGAGACACCUGACCACCCAAAGGAGGGGGCCAGCAGUAGUGAGCCCAAUGUCUCAGAUUGUGAUGCGGAUAAUGCUGCCAAAGCAGAUGAGGCCUGCGCUCCCGACACUGAUUUAUACUGCUUCACACAAAGGAGCCAAGGAAACCGUUGUGGGGCUAGGGAUUCAAUCCAGACCUGUGCAACCUCAAUUCCCUGCUCUCUUUCUGUACAGAACGAGGUAGCCAAGCUGUCAGAAUCAAAGAUGGAAAAGACACAAGCACCGCCUAAAGACCUAGAGACCGUGGCCCCAUGGGAGGAUCCCGAUGCUCUGUCUUCAAGCCCAGAUGCUCCCGUGGUGUACCUGAAGGAUGUCGUGUGUUACUUGUCCCUGCUGGAGACGGGGAGACCUCAGGAGAAGCUAGAAUUCAUGUUUCGUCUCUACGACUCUGAUGAAAACGGACUCCUAGACCAAGCGGAGAUGGAUCAGAUUGUGAACCAAAUGCUACAUAUUGCGCAGUACCUGGAGUGGGACCCCACGGAGCUCAGGCCUAUCCUGAAGGAGAUGUUGCAAGGAAUGGACUACGACAAGGAUGGCUUUGUGUCUCUACAGGAGUGGGUCCAUGGGGGGAUGACCACCAUCCCAUUGCUGGUCCUCCUGGGAAUGGACGACUCUGGCUCCAUGGGGGACGGAAGGCAUGCCUGGACCCUGAAGCAUUUCAAGAAGCCCACGUACUGCAACUUCUGCCACAUCAUGCUGAUGGGUGUCCGGAAGCAAGGCCUGAGCUGCAUUUACUGUAAAUACACUGUCCACCAACGCUGUGUGUCCAAAAACAUUCCUGGAUGUGUGAAAACAUACUCAAAAUCCAAAAGGAGUGGCGAGGUGAUGCAGCACGCGUGGGUGGAAGGGAACUCCUCCGUCAAGUGUGACCGGUGCCACAAAAGUAUCAAGUGCUACCAGAGUGUCACCGCGCGGCACUGCGUGUGGUGCCGGAUGACGUUUCACCGCAGAUGUGAAUUUUCGGCGGUGUGUGAUGGUGGGGAGCUCAAAGACCACAUUCUGCUGCCUACCGCCAUAUACCCCAUCACCCAAGACAGGCAAGGAGGGAAGUCCGACGGCAGCAUGGCCUCCAAGGGUGAACUUGUAACACAGUAUAAGAUCAUCCCUAGUCCAGGAACUCAUCCCCUGCUGGUCUUGGUGAACCCCAAAAGUGGAGGAAGACAAGGAGAAAGAAUUCUCCGGAAAUUCCACUACCUGCUCAACCCCAAACAAGUUUUCAACCUGGACAAUGGUGGACCUACUCCAGGACUGAACUUUUUCCAUGACACCCCAGACUUCCGUGUUCUUGCCUGUGGCGGAGAUGGGACAGUUGGCUGGAUUUUGGAUUGCAUUGAUAAGGCCAACUUCACAAAGCAUCCACCAGUGGCCGUCCUGCCUCUCGGAACGGGGAAUGACCUUGCACGAUGUCUCCGCUGGGGAGGAGGUUACGAAGGGGGCAGCUUGACGAAAAUCCUGAAGGAGAUUGAACAGAGCCCCUUGGUGAUGCUGGAUCGCUGGUAUCUCGAAGUCACACCCAGAGAAGAGGUGGAGAAUGGAGACCAGGUCCCAUACAACAUCAUGAACAACUACUUCUCCAUUGGUGUGGAUGCUUCCAUUGCCCACAGAUUCCACAUGAUGAGAGAGAAACACCCUGAAAAAUUCAACAGCAGGAUGAAGAACAAGCUGUGGUAUUUUGAAUUUGGCACCUCGGAGACCUUUGCAGCCACCUGCAAGAAGCUUCAUGACCACAUAGAGCUGGAGUGUGAUGGAGUUAAGGUGGACCUGAGCAACAUCUUCCUGGAAGGCAUUGCCAUUCUGAACAUUCCCAGCAUGUACGGAGGCACCAAUCUCUGGGGAGAAACCAAGAAGAACCGGGCUGUGAUUCGGGAAAGCAGGAGGAGCGUCAUAGACCCAAAGGAGCUGAAAUGCUGUGUCCAAGACCUCAGCGACCAGCUCCUUGAAGUUGUGGGUCUAGAGGGAGCCAUGGAAAUGGGACAGAUCUAUACUGGCUUGAAGAGUGCGGGCAGGAGGCUGGCCCAGUGCUCCUCUGUCAUCAUUAGGACUAACAAGCUUCUGCCGAUGCAAGUAGAUGGAGAACCCUGGAUGCAGCCGCGUUGCACAAUUAAAAUCACUCACAAAAACCAGGCACCUAUGAUGAUGGGGCCUCCCCAGAAGAGCAGCUUCUUUUCAUUGCGGAGGAAAAGCCGUUCAAAAGACUAAAGAGCACGCCAAACAAACACCAGCUCUACCAAGAAGAAUCUACACACGUGCACACACACAUCACACAGACACACAUGCGCACACACAUACACACAUACCAUGCACACACACACACACACACACACACACACACCACACACAUACACACCAUACAGUCACACACACAGACACACAUCUGUAGCCAGAGGAAGUCAAGCCACCCUCCCAGAGGAAAGUGUCGUCCUGCCGUACAGUCUACCUGUUUUUAAAACGGAUCCACUCUUAACAGAACCAAUACCCGUGAACUAUUUUGAAUGGACGCAGGGCCCACCAGGAUGGGUUGGCUCCCAUAGCCACUUCCACAUUCCCACAGGCCUGGGGUAGACUCUGAGCCUGAAGGAGAAAUCCCCCCCCCCUUUUUUUUCCUUCACCAAUUCCUGUAAGGUUCCAGGCUGUAUGUUCCCUGCCUACAUGAGAUCGGAUGUGGUCAGGAGAAAGCGCUCCAACCCAGAAAUUUUGCACAAAAGUCCUCUGUACAGAAACAAAACAGCCUCCAGCUCUCCAAGCAAAACCCUUGGCAGAGCUCAGCAAGCACACGAUGGCUUCUUCCUUGUCCUUCAAGCAACAGCUCCUCCCCUCCUCGCUCGCUGAGGAAAAGCCAAGAAGCCCAGGAAAGCAGUUUCCAUUCUCUGUUCUCUCGGCUGCCCAUGGGCACUUGUUCGCUUCCUGAAGCAUCUCUUGGCGGCUGUUUGCUUAGAGAACAAACAUGGCUGCCUGGGCAGGCUACUUCAGAUGUGGUGUUUAUUUUCCUAGUGUCUAUGAACACCUGGGAGGGAAAACUGAGAAAGUGGACUUUAUUUUUAAAAUCAAUGUCAUGAUACUGUGUAAAAAGAGAAGAAAAGAAGAACCACUCGCAGUACUCCCCAGCCUCACUACCACACAAGCCAAAGUGAAUCUCCUGUUUGAAUUCCAAGCCCUGGUGGCAGAGAUGGUAGGAAGGGGGAGCUUUGCAGGGAGAACUAGGAGACACCCAUCAGGAGAUUGCCUGUUUUCUUUGCACUUCCCGCUCUCACAGUGUGACAGAGGACCUUCUGAAAGGUCUUAUAUGUGUACAUAUGUAGCAUAUAUAUUUAUAUAUAAUAUAUAAAUAUUUAUUUACUGCUGGACUUUUCCUCUUUAGAAAUAAACCUAGAUAGUCUGGGAACAGAAAAUGGGAAAGAGAAAAGGAAGUUCCUCCUCUCCGACCAUCAUUUGAUGGUAGAGACACAUUUCCCUGGCUGGUUAGAAGCGUUACGGGAAUGAGCUAGACCCGGGGAGCAACCACGAAACACAUUCUGUUCGAGGCUUAUUCCCGCAUUGGCUGAUAAGGAAACUGAGCUGUGGAAAAGUUAAAAGGCUUCUCCACAGAAAUCCUGGCUAAUGAGAUUUGGACUGUAGAGGUUACUAAAAAGAUCGUUAAUAGACAAAAGAACCCUCAUCUGGGAAUAGGGUCAUUUCUGGUCACCAAGAAGUGGUUGCACUUGGAUCCAGGUUGUCAGGGAGGAACUAUCAGUUAGCCUAUGCAUGGAUGGAGCGGCCCACACAAGAAAAUGGGACGUGGGGACUUAAACUACUUCCCAAGUUCUCCACGGUCCUACUUCCCAAGUUCUACGUGGAGAGAAGUUGUCCUCUAGUUGAAGGCCCCAGACAGACGAUCUGAUUGAGUUCCCAUGUCACCUCGUCGAUCUUCUUGCCUUGGAAACAUUCCUGACUACCGAUGUGACUUCAGUGAAGAUGUCGGAUGUUGACAAUGAAGACAAAACAGUCUCUGUCAUGUUCGGUGGGCUUCCUUCAGCUGGUGCCAGCAUCCCCCUUUGUGGAGGGUAACUCUACACAGAGCAUCGUUGGUGAAAAAACAACCUUUGCCUCAGCCCCCUGGCUUACCUGGGCCUUCAUCUCUGUUUCAGAUUUCUCAAGAGAAAACCUGGCCCAAAAGGCAUGGCUCUAAUAAGCUGCCUCCUUGCAGUGGACAAGGAAGGGAAGGUGAGGAAUAUGUACAAAGGGAACCUCUGAAGGAAGUUGCCAUCUAAAACGGAGGGCUAAGACUAGGGACUAUCCUGCUUAACCGAACAUGCUUCUGCUGAGCAAGGAAGAACCCAGACCACCUAAAGCACACACCGAUGGGACGCUUGGUGAUGCAACCCCCAAGCUCCCAAACGACAGCAGGUACUAUUUUGGACGGCACUGGCUUCUGAAACUGUCAGAGGUUCAGCUUCUGGGUCACUGAUUCUAAGACAUUUACAGAAGUGUGUUUCAGCACCGAUCCCCCCAGGAUUACGGGUUGAGGCAGCACCAUCGAUAGGUGAAUGGAUUCCCAGAGACUCACAAGUCUUGUGAAGGGGCCCUGUAGACAUUGAAUGUUACCUGAGAGACACAGCCCGGUCCUCUCAGAGGCACAGAGUAUACAAAACGCCAUGCCAUUUGCGAUUCUGAUUUGCUAAUCUUAAUAAGUCUUGUGUUGCUGUUUAAUCUUACCUUACAAGUCAUCCUUUAAACUCCCUGGCUGGGGUUUCUUAUUGUAUAGUGCAUCAUCUUAGUGACCCUCGCUCCCAAGUUCUAGCCAGCAAAGUAUUAUCAUCUCCACCCUGCUGAGAAUGGGGCUUUCUGGUGUUUAGUGGCUUCUUAAAGCUACACCGUCAGGGGAGAGCCUGGUCCCUUAUGUGUUCUCCUGCUUGGAUUCUUUCCAUGCUGCAGGCAUGUUCUCACCUGCCUUCACGCUUCCACCCCACUAGCAAUAAAAACAAUGA